AUGGGAGGCGGCGCGAGUAAACCAGCAAAACAAAACACGACUCCAGAGGAAUCAAAGCCCCAUGGGCCCACGGAAAGUGUGGAUGGGUCGUCCCCACGGAAGACGUCUGAACAAGGUCCCCAGUCUCUGGGACCCCCACAAGGAGAGGGGGAGGAGGUGGAGGAAAAGCUCGACAUUCCUGACUACAUCGACAUCCUCCAAGAAAACACAGAGGAUGUGAAUGACAUACCUGUUGUACAAGAUGGUUAUCCUCCUCCAAAACCAGCCUCAAACCGGAAGUCGGACAUCUUAAGAGCAGCUGAUAUUGCCGAGGGAGAUAAGAGAGCCAGAAAGAUUAAACCCGAGGAUGCUAAUACGUUUGAAGAUCUUGCGGCGUUGCUAACGAAAGGAAUGUCACGUGACGUCCAGCAAGUACGCGCAAUAUUCUCCUGGGUCAUCGGACAGAAUGUUCAAGAAAUAAAAUUUCCUGAAAAUGUGAUUCUUAACUCCCCGAUGCAGAUUCUGAAGCGCAUGAAAGAGGGAAAAUCAUCAUAUACCACGCUUUUCACUCUUCUUUGUCGAGCAGCGAAAAUUCCUUGUGCCAUUAUUCAUGGGUUCGCUAAGAGCGCUGGAUAUGAAGUCGGCCAGACAGAACUGGAAAACCUCCGCAACAUGUGGAAUGCAGUCUACAUCAAUGGUGGAUGGCGCUUCGUAUUUCCGUUGUGGGCGUGUAAGGUAGUGGUUGGGCAUAGCACAGGGAAAUGGACUCUUGUGGAAGCAAAAGGUAAAGGGGUUCGUGAGAAGAUGCCAGCUUCCACAGGAGAGAGCGUCAGUACACUUAAUGAUUAUUACUUCCUCCCUGACGCAGAAGAGUUCGUAUACCGGUGUUUCCCGGACAACCCCGAGUGGCAGCUACUGAGAAAACCUAUCUCAAAAGAUGAAUUUGUAGAGAUGCCAUACUGCCGACCGUCUUUCUUUGAGUAUAAGGCAAAGGUUGUAAGUAAACCCAAGUGUGUUCUCAUUUCUGAAGACGGGCUGUGUAACAUAUGCUUAAAGAGUUCCAUCAUAGAAGACAUAAUGAUGACGUAUGAAUUAUUCUAUAAUGACGAAGAGUCGAACUCCCCAAUUUCCUCGGAAGUUCAGUUAGAUAAAUACGUCGCUGUACUGAACCAGAAUGGUAAAGUGGCUUUCAAGAUUCGAUUUCCUAGUCCUGGAGUUUAUAAAAUUGACGUUCACGGGAUUUUGAAAGGGGAUGCAAUGUCCUGGUUGUGUUCAUUCAAACUCAUAUGCAAAAAUGCCAGGAUGGACAUUAAACCUUUUCCAUGUAACCCGGAUGUUGGGUUUGGGCCAAAUUUUAAAACUGAACUCGCAGGACUGAAGGCUGAAACACAUCAUGAUAGUGUUAUAAGCUUUCACAGCAAACGGGAAACGGAAAUAAAGUUUAUAAUGACAAAAUAUGUGCAAGUACAAAGUCAUUACAGUAUGGAUAGUCACCAGUUAAAGAAUUUCGUCUCUACAAGGGUGGUAGGGAAUCAACUAUGCAUUGGGUUGGCGAUACCACAGAAAGGGGAGUUUGGUUUGCAGAUUAACACGAAGGGGAAUGAAGACAAAGAAUUCCAAAAUGUUUGUAACUAUUUACUGGAAGCACAAGAUGGGGAAAGAAAACAUCGAACCUACGAGACUGCGUCAGAGAAAAAAGCGAGGGUUGAACUAAAGGUGUCGCUUCGGUCGAAAGAUCCGGUAGUUAUCAAGCGUGCUAUAGAUCAAUUUGCCAAAUUUGAUCUGGACGAUAAAGGGGAAUUAAAGAAAGCCCAGGACAAGAUUGAAUAUCUCAAGCUAUCAAAAGGACUAAGAGACAGUGUUAACAGAAGGAAUGUUGAAGCUCUGGAAGAAAACCUCCAUCAGGCAAAAUCUUCAAAAUUUGAACACAAACUACAGUCCUUAAUCCAGAAAGCUGAAGAUGUGUUGGCGGAUCUACAGAAGACGAAGAGGUACGCCCACGAGAUUCUGGAAAUGAACCUGGUAACCGUUACAGAAUUGCGUAACUACCAGACUCCAAAACCCAUCGUUCACGACGUGAUGAAAGCCGUGUUUACACUACUUGGAGAACGAAAAGAAAUGCUGGAGGAUUGGAGAGAUGUCCAGUAUUUGAUGAGGAGGACCGGAAAAGAAUCUCUUAUGAACAGGAUAAAGAAAUUCGACAAGGUCCACGUAGAAGAGAACUCGGCCAAUCUGGCUUCGCAGUUUCUGAAUCCAUAUGACGAGGAUAUGGCGCAUGCGACCAGCGCCGGAUGUGGAACAUUUUAUGUUUGGGCCAGCAACAUAGUUUCUGAUUUUACGACAUCUGACCAUAGUGAUUCUCGACAUCAUGCCCCUAAGAGUCGUUCCAGAAAUCAUUCGAACAUAAAUACAUCCGCUAUGAAAAGUCGCUCCAGAAAUCAUUCGAACAUAAAUGCAUCCGCCAAAAUACAUCCGUCCAAAAAUGAAGAUGAAGAUGAAGGCGUGGUUAGUGAUCAAGGACAAUCAGAACAGCUUAGUGACCAAAAUGCUGACCCGUCAGACGAAAAUCAAAUUCAAGAACCCGACGAAGGGUAUCAGUCUUGAUCGACUCAAGUUUUAAUAUAAUUGACUUCUUAUAAGAUCUUGAAAUACAAAUGGUGAA
This is a messenger RNA of Saccostrea cuccullata (small rock oyster), 2641 nucleotides long. RefSeq names its product lim and transglutaminase domain protein ltd-1-like. NCBI's taxonomy places the organism in Eukaryota, Metazoa, Mollusca, Bivalvia, Ostreida, Ostreidae. The record is from RefSeq and is a predicted model, not a curated record. The transcript is spliced from 9 exons. Bases 1 to 2583 code for a protein of 860 amino acids.